AUGUCCGAACACUCGUCUCCGGCACCGACCCGGGACCCCGAGCGGCCCAGCUCCGGCGGCGACGACGACCCGUCGAGCUCGGGCGCCGAGGACAACACGAACCAGCUGGCGCGCCAGGGCGAGAAGAAGAAGAAGAAGAAGCAGCAGCAGACGACGACGAUGGCGGCGCCGCGCAAGAAGCGCUCUGCCAAGAGCAAGUCGUCGGGCCUGCCGCUGGACCAGCUGCCCGUCGAGGGCUUGGCCGACAACGCCGUCGGCAGCGUCAGCAACACGCUCGGCUCCGUCGCCAACAACACCGUCAGCAACCAGCAGCAAGGUGGUGGUGGCGGCGGCGGCGGCGGCGGGAAAAGCGACACGCUGCGGCUGCGGCUCGACCUCAACCUCGACAUCGAGAUUACCCUCAAGGCCAGGAUCCACGGCGACCUGGAGCUGGCACUGCUCACCGGAUAG
Messenger RNA from Hirsutella rhossiliensis, 450 nucleotides. RefSeq lists its product as uncharacterized. NCBI's taxonomy places the organism in Eukaryota, Fungi, Ascomycota, Sordariomycetes, Hypocreales, Ophiocordycipitaceae. The transcript has 2 exons. The record is from RefSeq and is a predicted model, not a curated record. The coding region runs from base 1 to 450 and encodes 149 amino acids.